Molecule: messenger RNA, 11666 nt
Organism: Hemicordylus capensis (graceful crag lizard)
Lineage: Eukaryota; Metazoa; Chordata; Lepidosauria; Squamata; Cordylidae
Gene: MRTFB
Product: myocardin related transcription factor B
Exons: 15
Coding region: 260-3592 (1110 amino acids)
Biological process (GO): smooth muscle cell differentiation
Source: RefSeq, a predicted model, not a curated record
UCUAGGGAAGGAGGUGGGGUUUGGAGGCGCUUCGCACAGGCUCAGCCUUUGGAUCUCAGAGAGAGUUAAGCCUUCUGGCUGUUUGAAUGUACUUUCAGGUCAAGCUGGGAAGUAAAGGGUAAUGGCUGCUUUCAAAUGCUUUAAAGACAUAAUUGCUCAAUUAUCACUGCGCUGAGCAAAAAGGAGCCGCAGCGAACUGCUGGCUUGUGAAUUGGUCUCUUUCCUGUGCUGGAUGUCGCCUUUCUAAAGGAGCCUCAUCAUGAUCGAUAGCUCCAAGAAGCAGCCACAGGGUUUCCCAGAGAUUUUACCUGUUGGAGAUAUUGAAUCACUGAGAGAGAAGGAAUGGCUUGACACGAACAGCCAGAAAAGUCUCAAGGAAGGUCAGUUUCACGGUUGGGGGUGGAAACGAGAAGGCGAAGCCGGGCAAAUGUGCAGCACCGAGUUCCGUUUAAAUGAGAUGGUACUUCAGCUGAGGCUACAGCAAAGGCGGACAAGAGAACAGCUGGUGGACCAGGGAAUCAUGCCACCUUUGAAAAGCCCAGCUGCAUUCCAUGAGCAGAUCAAGAGCUUGGAAAGAGCCCGGACUGAAAACUUCCUGAAGCACAAGAUACGCAGUAGACCUGAUCGGUCAGAGUUAGUCAGAAUGCAUAUUCUCGAAGAGACAUUCGCAGAACCCUCUCUGCAGGCAACUCAGAUGAAACUAAAGAGAGCCCGGCUAGCAGAUGAUCUGAAUGAGAAGAUUGCUCAAAGGCCUGGUCCUAUGGAACUUGUGGAAAAAAACAUCCUUCCAGUAGACUCCAGUGUUAAAGAAGCAAUUAUAGCAGUGGGUCAGGAGAACUAUCCGGAAGUUUUGGAGGGCUUAUUUGAUGAGGACAGCAGUGACGCUUUAUCUCCAGAUCAGCCUGCUAGUCAGGAAUCCCAAGGCUCCGCAGCAUCCCCUGGUGAGCCCAAAGCAAGAGAAGUACCGUCCCCAGCCACACCCACCUCCUCGACUCACCAGUAUCCUGCAUUACCACCAUCGGUACCUGAAUUUCUGAAGCCGUCUAUCGCGGACCGAGACACUACACGCUCUACAGCUGCUAUUCCUCUCACCACAAAUAUAGUGUCUGCAGCAAAACACUGCAGUGGGCCAAGUCUAGUAAAGCAGCCCCACCCCAAGAACCCAAACGACAAGCCGCGGAGCAAGAAAUGCAAAGAGCCCAAGCCCAGAGUGAAGAAGCUGAAGUACCACCAGUACAUCCCGCCUGACCAGAAAAGCGAGAAGAACGAGCCGCAGAUGGACUCCAACUAUGCCCGCCUGCUGCAGCAGCAGCAGCUUUUUCUGCAACUGCAGAUCUUGAGCCAGCAGCAGCAACACUACAACUACCAGACGAUUCUCCCGGCACCUCUCAAGCCAGUGAACGACAAACCAAGCAACAGUGGGAAUUCAUCGCUGAAUACUUUGAGCACAUCUUCAGCACCUUCCAACACAGCAAGACAGAAUAGUAAUAUUUCCAACAGAAAGCCAGGACCUCUGCCUCCUAGCUUGGAUGAUUUAAAGGUACCUGAACUGAAAAUAGAAUUAAAACUAAGGGGAUUGCCAGUGUCUGGAACAAAAAUGGAUCUCAUUGAACGUUUGAAACCCUAUCAGGAUCUUAACAACAAUUCUCUCAGCACAACUAAUGCAAUCGCAGUAACUCCUUCCACUAAUGGUACCAGUAAUUCUGGAGAAGUAGCAGCCGUCUUCCCCGUUGCUACCUUAAGUAAGCCAGCAGCCAGCUCAGUCCCCAGCUUUUCUUCAGAAACCACAACUGGCAGCAAACUGACGCACAUGGAAUGUAUCAGCUCCCCGUUGCCCAUCUCCCCAGCUCCUUCCGAACAGUCCAGCCUUGGGGCCGAUGACACUAACGUGGGCGACACCUUGACGGAAAUUAUGACCAUGAUGUCCCCGUCGCAGUUCUCAAGCACAUCGCCUCUUAGAGCGACCACCAAUGAGGACAGCCACACCAGUGGAGGCAUAUCGAACAUGGAGUUCGAUGCAGCUGAGAAAGACCGUAGGCUCCAGGAAAAAGAGAAGCAGAUUGAAGAGCUCAAAAGAAAACUGGAACGAGAGCAGAAGCUGGUGGAAGUGCUGAAGAUGCAGCUGGAAGCUGAAAAGCGAGGGAGCCAACAGCCGCCCCAAGCAGCAAUGGAUUCCACACCAACGUUGAAUCAGAAGCAAGUCGGUUCUGCUGUCAAAGAGGAAGGCACAUUAGCUGAUUGCUCUGAUGCAAGACAAUCCAUACUGGAAGUUAGCCAUUCUUUAGGGCAACCCAUGUCAAUGGAUGUCCAGAACCUAGUUGCCAAAAAGGCUAUUGUGAUCAAGCAAGAGGUACCUUUGGCCAAAGCUGAACCACAGAAUGUCAUAUCUCAGUUUUAUGUAAGUUCGCAGAGACAGCCUCAAACUGCGGUUGUUGCCCAGCCUCAGGCUCUACUAACUGCACAAGGCACAGCACAACUGCUGCUCCCCCUCUCUCUCCAGGGUCCAAGUUCAGCCACUUCAGUGCAUCUACCUGUGGGCAAUAUCCAGGUUCAGGCCCAGCCCCAGGCAGGAAUUCCAAGCAUGGCACAAGUAUCUACUUCCUCUAGCUUGGCCCAGAAAGUAGCACAGAUGCAUCCUACACCACCCAAACAAAAUGCUUCCCCUCAGCAUGCACUGGGUCAGGCCCCACAAAUUCGAAAGGUAUUUCCUCCUACCUCACCAAAUUCAGCGUUUUCCUAUCAAAAUCAGUCUGUCUCAACCCUGCAGCAACCAUUGUUUAAACAAGCAUCAAAUCCUACAGUUCACUCAGGGAACCAGGUACCCUUGGUGCAAAAUGGACCCAGUGCCCCUCAGAAGCCUGCCUCCCCGCUUCAGUCCCAGCAGUACCUGAUACAGCAGCCUCUGUUCAGCAAUUCAGUAACCAAGACGAAAGACCCCCCACGCUAUGAAGAAGCCAUCAAACAGACCCGCAGUGUGCAGGCUUCUCAACGAGAGAUUUCCAGUUCCCACAGCCAGCAGAUGGAUGACCUCUUUGAUAUCCUCAUUAAGAGUGGAGAGAUUUCUCUGCCUACCAAGGAAGAACCUUCUUUGAUUUCCAAAAUGAGGCCAGUUACUGCCAAUAUCACCACAAUGCCAGUGAACACUGUGGUGUCCCGUCCACCACCCCAAGUCCAAACGGCCCCUCCUCUCUCCUUAGAACCAACAAACAACUUCUCUGUAAGUCUGGAGAACCAGCUGGAAGCCCUCUUGGAAGGAACGUUGCCUUCAGGGAAUGAAAUCCCUCAACUGACAAGCAGCAGUGAGGACACAGAGUCUUUCUCUCUCAUUGAGGACCUGCAGAACGACCUUCUCAACCAUUCUGGCAUACUCGAUCACUCACAGUCGCCUAUGGAAACAUCCGAUUCGCAAUUCACCACUUCUAAUUCCUGUUUGUCCCUUGACCUUCCGGACACAAAUUUGGACAACAUGGAAUGGUUGGACAUUACCAUGCCAAACACUUCGUCAGGAUUAACCCCACUCAGCUCAACUGCGCCAAGUAUGUUUUCGACAGAUUUUCUCGAUCCUCAAGACCUGCAGUUGCACUGGGAUUAACGGAAUGAAAAGACACCGCCGACUUGAUCAUGGUUUUUCCAGAUUCUCUUACAGUACAGGUCCACUGUUUCACUAUCCUUGUUUUCAGGAUAAUCUUUAAAGAGAUCCAUAGGGAUGACAUUUUUUUUAAGAAAGCAUGUAUAGUAAAAAUGAUCAGAGUGUUUCACCAAAAUUGAAGUAUGAGAAUACGGUUUUCUCACCUUCCAGAUUCUAUCACUGGCAAUUGAUUAAGCGGGGGGAAAGAGAAAUGGGAUUAUAGCUCAUGGUAAAAGGGGAGAGCAACAUAUAUUUGGGCGAAGGCAAUAAUAUCACUGCACCUGACUGUUCCUGUGGACAACUUGAGCCAAGCUUAAGCUGCAUCAUGAAAGCUCUGGCCAAUUCCAUGAAAUGGACGGAAAGUUGUAAAUGUUUGUAUUCUGGGAUUGCUUUACAACUUGAAGAAAAAUCUCUCUGUGCUUUCAGUUGAAAGCCUUGAGUUAAUACUUAGUUUUAGUGCUGCAAAGUUUGUCACUUAAUUGGUUAGAAUAUAUGAAUCAACCCAAAGUCAUUUUGGUCUCUAAAAAUUGGGUACUUGAUUAACUGGGCAGCAGAUUUUUUUAAAAUGUUAUUUUUAGUACAAGUCCUUAUGAAAACUGCAACAAAAAGCACCAUGUUAGAAGUACCCUUGUCUUCUAAGAUGGUGUUUGCUGGGUCACAUGUGCGCAUCAUCUAAAAACAGAGGAAAGAUAGUCCCCACCCCCAAAUGACUGGGUAUUCUCAUAUGCAACUCUUGUACAGUUUUCAUCAAUUGAACAACUAGAACUCAUACAAUCGAUCAAGAUGUAUUUAGUUAGAUGACAAAUGAAUUUGAAUCCAGAUGUGUAUGUGUUUACACACAUGCAAUGCGCACUAGAAAACACCCAUCGUCACUUAUAUGCUAUAUACUGACAAUCAAUUGUACUUCUGUUUGUUCUUUUGGAUCAGACUUCCAAAGUCAUCUCAGCAGGUAGCUUGCGUAAUUUUAUCUGAACAUCAUGAAGAAUGGAAUAUGUAGUAGAAAAAUGUAACCACUGUUUCCUUACAUGUAUUCAUCACAGAAAGGAUAGUAUGGCUAUUUGACAACUGUUACCAUAGGGUUGGAUCUGAAGGUGUCCUGCAUGCAGAAGAGCAUCUUCCGCUUGCAGAAGAGCGGUUUUACUCCUUAUUCUAGAAUGUCCCACAAGACUGUGGCCAAGAUCCAGACUAACUCCACACUGAUACACUAGCAUUCUGCAUCAUGUGAGGGAUAUGUGUGUCCCCCCCCCACCCCCACUUUCCUCCGUAGCUGACUGUGCCUCCUGAAACGGUGUCUCCAUGGUUUGGGGGACCGUCAAGAACAGUGUUAUCUCUAUUUUUCCCCCAUCUGUUUGCGGAAUGGGUUUUGUUCCAGACAGCAGUAUCAAGGCAGUGUCUGCGCAUGUGCAUUCAGCGUGGGGCCUUCCUUAUUCAACCUGAGCAGGAUCUGAAAUUAACGGAGCUAACAUUGAAAAACUUGUUAGUGUGCAUAUGUGCGCAUGCCUUAGAGGGAACACUUCUCAAGAAUAUAGGUUCUUGAGGCACAGGUGACGCAGAGGGAAGGAAGAAUUGCUGAAAACCACACACCCUUGCAUGAUGAUAUUGACACAGGGUUACUCUGGAUGUCAGCCAGUGAAAUGAAAUCCAAAGACGAUGAUCCGCUUUUUAUAGCACUACUCAUGAACAAAUCUUUGUCAAGUGUUUCCAUAUCAGUGCUAGUGGCUAUUUUCCUUCCAUUUAUGGCUCCUUGCAUCCAACACACAGACUCUGAAUUAACGUUAGCCAUUGCUAAACAUGAACAGAAAAUUAAAUGCUUCCAAGUUCAGCAUUCAGAACAUUUCAUUUCAGUGUCUUUGACACGAGAUCUGAAAAUCAAAUUGCAAGAACACUAUGAGUGAUGAAUCUUCAGUACAUACGCUCAACAAACCCAAAUCGUUGUUUUUCUAUGAUCUCUGAAUUGUCUGGGUUUUUUGGGAAAUGCUGAAUGAAGUAAAUGAUAGCCAUGCUUGUUCCCCACAAUCAAGAAAAACAGAUGGGCUCUCCCUUCAGUCAGGCAACUGGAGCAGCACGAAUGGUUCAGGUGUGAUCCCUUUGAGUCCAUGCAUCCCUUUUGCAGUAGCCACAGGUAAUCAGAGCUAAUGAUGUGUUUUGGCAAAAAGGAGGAGGGAUGCUUGAGUGCAUCCCUGUACAGCCAGUCCCAGACUGCUCUUGAACAGCUCUGGAUCAGGCCAUUGUCUUCCCAUCCUUUCUGUUGCAACAGUGAAACAGAAGCAUUGUGGUGGAUAAUCCUGUUGUCUGUUCUGCUACCAAAACUUUAUAAUUUAAAAACUUCACGAUCAGGUUCCUUCUUUUAAACUUCUUUCAGAAAGCUCUUCCCUCUUUUUAACCAUGAAAAAAUAUUGGAAAAAUUGCAACAAUUGCUAAUAAAUCCAAACUACAAAAUGAAAUUAAUCUUACUUUAUACAGUAGCAUUUUUCAGGAAGACACUUUUUUUCUUGCCCAGUGCCACAAAAUCAUUUGACUUUUAAAAAACCCAUAGAAAAUUGUUAACCUUUGUACUGUUGGUAAUCAGUCUUUGAUCAUACAUUUGUGAUCGGGUGUAUCUGUACUCCCAUAAAAUUGGCAUCAGUGCAAGAAUCAGUAAUAGGAAAUCCAAUCACGCCAACUAAGACCUGUAUAACUUGGCAUUUCUUCAGUGAUCAUACAGUGUUUCACACCAAUUUUGCACCUGCAGUAUUCAUUUGCAGUGUCUUUCCUCUUAAAGCCACAAUUGUGAAGAUGCCAAUUCAGACAGUUCGGUUUGCUUUGGAAUUAAUGGAGGCUUUUAAAGUAUAGAAAAUGUUAUUGAUGUCAGGGUAGCUUUAUACCCCUUCCCCCCCACCCACAUACUUUGGGACUUGUGUUUAUGCCAUUUUGUCUUGGCACUGCCACUGAAGUUGUAUGUUCAGUGAUUGGAUACCUUGCUUGCAUUAAGCUUUAGCUGGCUUAGAACUUGUGACCUAGCAUAUGUGCAAUAGCAUUUUUCAUUGGAUAAGAGGUUUUAGGAGAGACUACAUAUCUUCACCUUUACCAUUCCACUUGGCCAUCCUCUUCUGGAGGCUAAUUUUGUGAGGUGCUGAGUAUUUUCCCAUGAGAUGCCAAGUAUCAUUCCCUCCCCCCGCCCCCCGACACAAAGUUUAGUUAGGAUACUUGGCACUCUGAUGGAGCCUGUCCUGGGUAUAGCAGGAAGCCCUGUGAGAUUUAAACACUACACUAUCUGUCUGCUAGCAUAUUUCUUGUGUUGUGUUGUAUACAGAGUUAUAGACCAAAGAGUCAUGAGAUAGCGUCUGUUGUUUGUACCUUGUACUUACAGGGAUGAAUAGAAAUAUCACUUGUUCAAACAAUUAGAGAACUGAGCCAUCAUCCAAAGAGAUGUCUGUGUGUAAGAAACAGGCACACAUUUAGAGCCACUUUUUGAAGUUCUUUAUGCAGCAGCUCUCACUGCCCCAAAAGGCAAGCCAUUGUUCAGUUAAAAAGGUGGCUUGUCUCUUCAGCAAUGGGAGCUGAAACCAAGAACCAUUCAGUUGAAAAGGCUGCUUACCUCUUCAGCAAUGGGAGCUGAAGCAAAGAUCCAUUCAGUUUAAAGGGUAGCUUGCCUCUUCAGCAAUGGGAGCUGAGGCAAAGGGAACUCCUCCCUGCUCUUUGGAUCCUGGUCCAGAGCAGUAGCAAAGAAGAAAAAGGGCCAUCGCACCCUGGAAAGCAACUGGUUUCUUGUAGGCAACAGCCUACAUCAUCAGAUUAAUCUGCUGCCUUCUUGGUUCGACUGUGUCACAAUUAAGCCAGUUAGUCUCUUGGGUGUCAUGGAGGUUUUUGUCGUCUUGCAACUACAGACUGACUAGGAUAUUGUACAAUUGGCAGAGUGCGUGUAAAUAUCGCUUAAAAUUUGCAAUACUGUGUGAGGCUGCAUUGCACGCCUCCCCACUGGGUGCGCUAUCAAAGCCUCAGGAGCAUACGCAACAAGAAACCCCCUCUGAAUAAAAUCCCUUCAAGUGCAGAACUGGUUUCUUCUACGAAAAUUUCAAAGGGAUCAUGAAACAUUUGUAACAAAAGUAUUUAUUUUCUAGAAUAGGAAUGUGUGAUCUUUCUUUGUGCAUUUCAAAAUAGAGCUUUAUUAUCAGACAUUUCUAAAUAACGGUUUGCUUUUGGUCGUAUGUUUGGAAACCUGCAAUCUGUUGUACGAUAUUUACCACAUAUCUGUGAACCUGGUAUUUGUGAAAAGUUUCCUUUUUAAAAAAAAAAUUGCUUGUGUAACUUUUGUGCACAUGACUAUUUUGUAGCACAAGACAUUUAAAUUUUUUAAAAUUUGAGGACUCGGUUAUGUGGCACUCACUACUUGUAUACUUUUUUUUUAAAAGCGCAAGAACAGUUUAAAUCUUUGCAGCAGUACCAAACCACGCCCUCCUUGCUAAAGUAGGAUUCAUCUGCAGAGCCUUUCCACAGCACACAAGAAGCAAAACGGGGUUUGUCACACCAUGUACCCAUACCAGGGAGCCUUGGCUACUCCCUGAUGAGGGUCCUUGUGUGACGCCCCUGUGUGCAACCUGUGUGUUUGACAUGUUUACACUUUGUACAUAAGGUGUACACUUAAAACAUGAUCUGUGAAGUGGCCUACAGAGGUCACCAUAUCAAAGGAAAAAAGGUGACCUGUUUUCUCAGGCUCAUUUUGUGCUGUCUUUUAUGCAGGCCCCAGAAAAAAAGAGAGAUCGUCAAAAGAUCAUCCAAAGAGGCAAAAAUAUUAUUUUAAGUGAUAUAUUUAAGUUGUAGGAAUAUGUAUGCUUCCAGGCUGUGCAGAAUUCUUCUCAUGAAGAAAUCUGUGAUACUUGAAGUGUACACAUUCAUAACAGAGUUGAUCAAAUAACUGCUUUCUGGAUCACAUAAUAUGUUCCUUACGAUGUUUGACUCCACUCAAACAAUGUAAGAGAUGUGUUCUGUUAAACUCAGUGUGACCGACUGACUGAGGUCAUGCAUACAAUCUCGCCGGCUGGUGGGAGGCAGGAGCUCCCUAGCAGAUGAGCGGCUGGCGCGCCCACAUGAGCAACCGUGUGGUGAAGGGAAACACAAGGAACACAAAGACUUCUCCUGCAUCCCAGGGUGCCCCAGGAGGGCAUGAGCACGGAGGCUGCUCUUGUUAAAGCAGCCGUCACGCUCAGUGCUGCUGCUCCUUCACCCCCCAACCCGUGGCCAGAAAUGGUGGCGGGCCAGGGGGGAAGCCAUUUAAUCUGGCAGCAUCUGCCCAAUCACUGGCCAAGGUUCACCUAACCUCGGGUUUAAAAGUGGGGCUUGUGUGGGUGCAGCACUGUUAGCAGCCUCGUUCCCGGUGCUUCGCACGGACAGCCUAACCCAGGCUGGGCUGUCCUAGCCGGUGCGUGUGGAUACCUUGCUGUAUGCUUGCACAAAACACUCAUUUUGUCAGUAAUUAUUUCUUGAAAAAUUGGAUUUGCCAAGAUAUAGCUGCUUCAAGCUGUAAAUCUGUGCUCUGUAAUCCCGGACGUCAUGAAAUUCUAGAAGACUCUUCCAGAGCAAAUAGCUUGCCUAAUAAUAUUUCUAAGUUUUGAUUAUGACAUGUCCUUGAGAAGUAGAAGUCCAGGGUAGAUUGCCUGACUGUCAUACAACUUUCAGAAACCCUAGGAAGGCACUGUAAAGGAAAGAAAGGAAAUAUUGUGGUGUCGAGUCGGUGUCAACUCCUGGUGACCACAGAGCCCUGUGAUUGUCUUGGUAGAAUACCAGAGGGGUUGACCAUUGCCCUCUCCCAUGCAGUAUGAGAUGAUGCCUUUCAGCACCUUGCUAUAUCGCUGCUGCCUGAUAUAGGUGUUUCCCAUAGUCUGGGAAACAUACAGCGGUGACUUGAACUGACAGCCUCUUGCUCCCUAGGUAAGUUGCUUCCCCGCUGCGCCAUUCGGUGGCUUAGGAAGGCACUGUACUGCUGACAAAAUACGAAUACAACAAAUUUUUAUAUACUGCUUUGCAACAAAACGUUCCCAAAGCAAGCAAGUUUACACACACACACACACACACACACACACACACAAUAAUGGCUCCCUAUCCCCAAAGGGCUAAAAUCAAAUAAAUAAAUGAAAUGAAAUGAAACAUAAGAUACUCACUAGCAACAGCCACUGGAGGAAUGCUAUGACGGGGAUGGAUAGGGCCACUUGCUCUCCCCCUUCUAAUAAAGCCACCACUUUAAAAAGGUGCCUCUUUGCUCAUUAGCAGGGGACAUUAAAUGCAUUAAAUAGGUUGUUGAUGUGUGAGCCAGGUUUAAUGGAUGGUAUCUGUACCAUGAACACAAUCCGGCCAAUUUACGCCCCAUUAAAAUCAGGACCAACUUAAUUUUGACUGGCCUGUGCAUUAAUUUGUUAUGCAGAUUGAAAACCUCUAGUGCGGUUGGUAUUAUAAAGAUGUUAAAUGUCAGUAGCACUAAAAGUUCUGAUAGAACUGGAAUAUAGAAACAAUUGUUAUUCAUAAAUUGAACUGGGCUGCCACAGCAUAAGAUGAUUUCCUCUUAAGAAAUCAUCAUUUUAAGUUUUCCUCUAUGUAUCUGUGCUUUUUAAAAUAUACAUCAAGUUAGGAAAUAUUACAAGGGCCUAAAAGGAAUGAUCUCUGGCUAUUUGCCACACACUUUUAUCUGCUCAGAAACAAGCCCCUGUGAUGAAGCAAGUGGUUUUUAAACUGCACUACAGAAUGCUCAAAAACGUAAAGUUAUGACAAAUAGAAAUUUCUUACUUGACUGCAGUUUGGCUUUGAAAAGUGAAGGGGUCAUUCUCCUCUGUGUCGCUGAGGGCAGAAUAUUUGUGAACCAGUAUGUGGUUACCCUUGCAUAUAAAUCUGGUAAACUCCAUGAUCCACCAUGCGGAGGAGAGCUGGUCUUGUAGUAGCAAGCAUGAAUUGCCCCCUUUGCUAAGCAAGGUCCACCUUUGCAUUUGGAUGGGAGACCACAUGUGUGAGCACUGUAAGAUAUUCCCCUUGGGGGAUGGAGCACUGUAAGGUAUUCCCCUUAGGGGAUGGGGUCGUAGCUCAGUGGAAGAGCAUCUGAGGUCCUGGGCUUAGUCCUUGGGACCUCCAGGUAAGGCUGGGAGAGACCCCUGCCUGAGACCUUGGAGAGCCACUGCCAGUCAGUGUAGACAGUACUGAGCUAAGGUGGACCGAUGGUCUGACUCAGCAUAUGGCAGCUUCCUAUGUCCCUAUGAUCAUUUGCAAAGAAGCCUUUGACAGAGCAGGCGCAGUGACCAGCAAUGGCAAGCCUGUUUAAUACCAGCAUUUUAAGUUUUGCACGUUACACCAUUUCAAAGCUCCAGAGCCUUAAAAUAUAGUUGGACUAGCAUAACCACAAGAUGAGAAGCACCAAACCAUUGCCUUUUCCGCUGCCAAGGAAAACACCUCUUGUUUUAAUCUGUAAGAAGAAAAUAGAAGCCCCCGUACAGUAUUUGAAAGUUUGUUUUAAAGAAGAUGUAGAUAUUUUUGAGGCGGCUUUUUUUGUUGUUGUUUUUGAUGUCCAGCACCAAUUGUUUUGUGGUGAAACGAAACUAAGAAAUUAGCACAGGUCUCCGUGUAAAGGGAGGCCGAUUUCUUUCAUUGUAAUGCUUGCAGUAGAAAAUAGUGCUCAGCAUGGUAGGGUGUUUCUCUUCUUCUUUUCAUAGUCACAAUGAACGUCUUGGCAUCUCACUUUAUGAAAAAAGAAGACAGAUACCCCUCUGUACAGGCCUCUUUGUUCAAGCGCUAGAUUAAAGAAAAAUAUCCAGGCAGCAGAGCAUCCUGUGAUUGCCUCUGUAUAAGAAACCAUGAUGCCUUCGUAUUUGCCGUUUGCACCCCUGAAAUCAAUUCCAUAUGUUGAUUUUUGCCAUGUUUUGCACAUUGUAUUGUAUAUAUGUAAGGCAUACUGUAUUUUUAUAUGUGUAGUACCUUUAUCAUAUAUUUUGUACAUAGUGGCAAUCUUGUAGCUAAUGAGAAAAAUGUUUGAUAUCUCAGCAAUUUUGCAAUCUGUGUGUCAAAUAAACAAGUUAAUAUA